Messenger RNA from Didymodactylos carnosus, 633 nucleotides. The record is from the annotation of a GenBank genome assembly. Lineage: Eukaryota; Metazoa; Rotifera; Eurotatoria; Philodinida; Philodinidae.
AUGACUGCCAUGGGUGUCAGUAAAGAAGUAGUCGAUAUGGUUCAAAAAGCUAAAACUGUCUACAAAAAUAUUCAACAAAUUCAACAAGGUGUGUCAGCUCUGAUGAAAGCAACAACACUAGCUUCGAAAGCGGCGCAGAUUAGUUCAAUUGCAUCAGCUGCAUUAACAUUGCUCAGUGAACUUAUACCUAAUUUGCCGGAAUCUGUCAAAACAGCUAUUGAUAUAAUUAGUGGAAUUGCUCUACUAUUAACCGCUACAAACCCUGUUGGACUUGUAUUAGCAGCAAUUGGCUUAGUAUUCUCUCUCUGCAAGCUAUUUAGUGGAAUGGGAGGUGGAGGCAGUGGUGGUAGUGCCAGCGCCAAUGGUAAAGGAGGAAAUAGUGGUGGUGCUGGUGGAGGUAGCGGUGGAAGUUCCAACGGUAGUAGCAGCGGUACUAGUUCAAACACCGGAAAAGGUAGUGGUGGUGCUGGUGGAGGUAGAGGUGGAAGUUCCAGUGAUAGUAGUAGCGGUACUAGUGCAAGCACCGGUAAAGGUAGUGGUGGUGCUGGUGGAAGCGGCGGAAGUGGUGGAGGAAGUGAUGGUACCAGCGCCAAUGGUAAAGGAGGAAGAAGUGGUGCUGCUGGUGGAGGUAGC